Messenger RNA from Pogona vitticeps (central bearded dragon), 2848 nucleotides. RefSeq names its product G protein-coupled receptor 149 (gene GPR149). Gene Ontology annotation, molecular function: G protein-coupled receptor activity; neuropeptide binding. Gene Ontology annotation, biological process: neuropeptide signaling pathway. Gene Ontology annotation, cellular component: plasma membrane; neuron projection. The record is from RefSeq and is a predicted model, not a curated record. Lineage: Eukaryota; Metazoa; Chordata; Lepidosauria; Squamata; Agamidae.
GUUUCUUGGAAUUUUCUGAAAGGGCUUUACUUUACAACAGUUAAACUCAAUCACUUCAAGGGGAUGAUAAAGGAGCUGGAUAAAGAAGCAAAAUAAGGAAAAGGGCGAAAAUACUCUUUUUUUUCUUUCUUGUUCAGCAUCUUUUGCUCUCUGGCACAUCAGCGAUGCUUCUUUUGACCAUGUGUUUCCAUUUGAAGCAAGAGCUUUCCAGGACUACUUGAGAACAUUGUGAGCAGCUAUCUAUGCAGCACCGCACGAAUAAACUUGGUAGAGAAGACCACAAAUCCACUCUGGAGCUCCUAGUUCUGUCAGCAGAUGAGAACUCACAGAAUCGGUGAGACGGCAAAAUAAUACCUUCCCAGCCCACCCGAACAGCAAUGUCGGUCACUCCUAGAAAUGCAUCACUAAAUGGGACAAGCCAUCUAAACCAGGGGAUUAUGGAUAUACCCAAAGAUUCAAAAUCUUUGAACCUUUUUCUUUUCUGCUUGACUUUCAUUAUUACAUUCACUGCUCUCCUGGGAAGCAUCUAUUUAUUAGUGUCGCUGCUGCGAAUGCAAAACAAGAGUACUCUUGCCAUGCUUGUGACUUCGUUGACGGUGGAUGAUCUGAUCAGUGUGGUGCCAGCGACAAUCUUCAUGCUCAAGCUUUGGCUGAAUGAGAUGCUUCCCUCAACGUUGUGCACAACUUCAGCGCUUCUGUAUUUAUUUCAGGGCUUUUCAAGCAACCUGAUGGGGUCCCUGGUAGUUUCGUAUAACUUCUACAGUCUCCACAAACUGGGGAGUGGUGAAGGGGCUACCAAGCAGCCAGUGAGCAUGAUAUGGGCUGUUCUCACUAUCUGGAUGGUCAGUUUGCUGAUUUGUAUUUUGCCUCUGUGUGGUUGGGGCGCCUAUACCUCAAACUCCUGGGGAUGCUUUACUGACUGCUCCAGUUCUUAUAUCUUAUUUCUUUUCAUCCUUUACUCGCUGUGUUUCUGUCUCCUCAUUGUGCUCUCUAUUCCUCUCAUUUAUCAGCUGCUGUGCUCAGAUGAACAACUCCAUAUUUAUGAUGACUAUCAUCAAAUCACCCAAGGGUAUUUCUCCCCUGGGUCACCUUCAGUGAGUAGUCAGAUACCCUCCCUCUCUGCCGAAGACACUGUGAUUAAAAGCUUGAAGCAUUUCCGAGACGAUUGCCAAAACUCAGACCCAAAAGUCAGGCAAAAUCCAGCAGACAGCCACUGUAGACUGGACCACUAUGGAACACAAAAUGCACCAUACAGCAGCCGAAACUUCACUGUGGAAUUUGCUCAGAAGCGCUUCUCACUGAUUCUGGCUCUCACCAAAGUCAUUCUUUGGCUCCCAAUGAUGAUACAAAUGGUUGUUCAACACACCGUAGGGUUCCAAAGCCUUUCCUUUGAGAUAUUCAGCUUUCUGCUAACGUUGUUAGCUGUCACCGUCACCCCAGUGUUUGUCUUGUCAGAACACUGGAGCCACCUGCCUUGUGGCUGUAUCAUCAACUGCAGAAAGAAUGUCUACAUGGUAUCUUCAGAAGAAGGCAAAAUCAAAAGAAGAGGCUUUGAAUUCAACCUCUCAUUUCAACAAGGCUAUGGAAUUUACAAGAUAUCCCAUGACAACCAUCAUAGCGAUGAUGACAAUUCAAUCUCAUACCACAGUUUGCUCAACUAUGAUUGUGAGAAUCCAAAAGAAACUCAAAAGGAUAAGAGCAAAACUGAGUUCAGCACCAUCUCUCUGGAGGACAGCUCCAUGCUUAAGGACACUUCCAAGUGCAAAAAAACAGUUGGAACAGACACUAAACAAGAGCUGAACAAGGAUAAGAUAAUGGACUAUCUGCUCUCUGACAAGAUAGGAGCAUAUAAAAAAGAAGAAGUCAAAAACAUUGAACAGUGCACCUUUUUUGAAGGACAAGAGAGAAGGCUUUCUCACGAGGUCAGCCGCAAACCAGAACUCUCAGACUGGGAGUGGUGCAGAAGUAAGUCGGAAAGGACCCCACGACAGCGUUCAGGCGGUGCCUUAGCUAUUCCUUUAUGUGCAUUUCAAGGGACUGUAUCUCUUCAUGCACCCACAGGAAAAACUCUCUCUUUGUCAACGUAUGAGGUAAGCACAGAAGGGCAGAAAAUUACACCCACAUCAAAGAAAAUUGAAGUCUAUCGUUCCAAGAGUGUAGGUCACGAGCCAAACCCUGAAGAUUCUCCAACCACAUUUGCUGACACAAGUGUGAAAAUUCAUUUAGAGGUGCUCGAAAUUUGUGAUAAUGAAGAAGCCAUGGACACUGUAUCAAUCAUCAGUAAUAUCAGCCAGUCAUCUACCCAAGUCAGGUCUCCAUCACUGCGUUACUCCCGGAAAGAAAACAGAUUUGUCUCGUGUGAUUUAGGGGAAACAGCUUCCUAUUCACUUUUCAUACCAUCACACAAUCCUGACAGUGAUAUCAACAUAUCCAUUCCUGAUACUGUGGAAGCUCACAGGCAGAACAGUAAAAAACAACAUAUGGAGAAAGAAGGUUAUCAAGAAGAGAUACAAAUGCUAAACAAAGCAUACAGAAAAAGAGAAGAAGAUGGGGUGAGCAACUAAAGAGAUGAAAACCAAGAUGAGUUGAAUUCAGAAGUCAGGACUGAAUAUAGUGGGUCUUCUGAGUUAAAACCAAUCAUUCAAAAUUCGUUUGAACAAAAUGAAAUAACGAAAUCAAUAUUAAGGAUAUGGAUAUUAUGGUGGAAAACAUCAAUGUGUUCAUGACAACAUUUAAAAUAUGAAGAACCAAAGGUUUCAAUCCUACAAACUGUGAGGAAGCUGCUUCCUAGGAGAUUGACCCUGUCUCUUUGGGGGAGGGGGAGGUGAUGGUGUGGACCUUCCUCUCU